Messenger RNA from Exophiala xenobiotica, 978 nucleotides. Its product is annotated as transaldolase. Gene Ontology annotation, cellular component: cytoplasm; intracellular anatomical structure. Gene Ontology annotation, biological process: pentose-phosphate shunt, non-oxidative branch; pentose-phosphate shunt; carbohydrate metabolic process. The transcript is spliced from 4 exons. The coding region runs from base 1 to 978 and encodes 325 amino acids. The record is from RefSeq and is a predicted model, not a curated record. Lineage: Eukaryota; Fungi; Ascomycota; Eurotiomycetes; Chaetothyriales; Herpotrichiellaceae. Gene Ontology annotation, molecular function: transaldolase activity.
AUGACUUCCUCUCUCGAUCAACUCAAGCAAUGCGGCACCACCGUUGUCUGUGACUCCGGUGACUUCCACACCAUUGAGAAGUACAAGCCACAAGAUGCCACCACCAAUCCGUCUCUCAUCCUCGCCGCCUCCAAGAAGCCCGAGUAUGCCAAACUGAUAGACCCCGCGGUCGAGUAUGGCAAGAAACACGGCAAGACAAUUGACGAGCAAGUCGAUGCCACUCUCGACCGCCUCUUGGUCGAGUUCGGCAAGGAAAUCCUGCAGAUUGUUCCCGGCAAGGUCUCGACAGAGGUCGAUGCUCGUUUUUCUUUCGAUACCAAGACUUCAGUUGAAAAGGCCCGCCACAUCAUCGAGCUCUACAAGUCUGUCGGCAUCGACAAGUCUCGUGUCUUGAUCAAGAUUGCUUCCACCUGGGAAGGCAUCAAGGCCGCGGAGAUCCUGCAAAAAGAGGGUAUCAACUGCAACUUGACCCUCAUGUUCUCUCUUGUCCAAGCCAUUGCUGCCGCCGAAGCCGGUGCUUUCCUUAUCUCCCCGUUCGUCGGUCGUAUCCUCGAUUGGUACAAGGCCGCCAUGAAGAAGGACUUCCCCGCCAACGAAGACCCUGGUGUCAAGAGCGUUCAGUCCAUCUUCAACUACUACAAGAAAUACGGCUACAACACCAUCGUCAUGGGUGCUUCAUUCCGAAAUGUCGGUGAGAUCACCGAACUUGCUGGCUGCGACUACUUGACCAUCUCUCCCAACCUGCUGGAAGACCUGUACAACUCGACAGACGCUGUGCCCAAGAAACUUGACGCGUCGUCUGCCAGCUCUCUGGACAUCCAGAAGAAGACCUACAUUAAUGACGAGCCAACCUUCCGCUUCGACUUCAACGAGGAACAGAUGGCCGUUGAGAAGCUCCGUGAGGGUAUCAGCAAGUUUGCCGCUGACGCUGUCACACUGAAGGGUAUCCUUCGGGAAAGGAUUGAGAAGUCUUCCUAG